AUGCUCCUCCACACGUGUUUGGCGGCUUCGCUCCUGGCGAUCCCGGCCUGCGCUUCAGAGUCGGCUUGCCGUUGCUUCCCAGGCGAUGCCUGUUGGCCAUCUGCGGAUGUUUGGACUCAAUUCAACCAGUCCGUGGAUGGCCAAUUGGUAAAGACUGUUCCUCUUGGUACUCCAUGCCAUGCGCCUCACUACGACGCAAAGGAGUGUGCCAAAUUACAAAGUGGAUGGGAGCUUCCUGACGUGCACUACGAAUCAUCAUCUUCCGUCAUGGCGCCCUUCUUUGCCAAUGGGACAUGCGACCCUUACAACCCCAUCUCCAAGCCGUGCACCUUGGGUAACUAUGUCGUCUACUCUGUCAAUGCCACCGAGCCCCAACAUAUCUCGAAAGCCACGAAGUUUGCCGCGAAGCACAAUAUCCGUUUGGUGGUGAGGAACACAGGUCACGAUUACAAUGGGAAGUCGACGGGCGCAGGGGCCUUAGGAAUCUGGACACACCACCUCAAGAAGCUGAAGAUUUACGACUACAAAGACGAUCAUUAUCGUGGAAAAGCAAUGACCAUGGGUGCCGGCAUUCAGGGAUUUGAGGCGUAUGAGGCGGCCGAUCGCGCAAACCUCCAGGUCGUAGGAGGCGAGUGCCCAACUGUCGGCUUGGCGGGUGGAUAUAGCCAGGGUGGUGGGCACUCUGCGCUUGCUUCGCGCUAUGGACUGGGUGCAGACCAAGUGCUGGAGUGGAAGGUCGUCGAUGGUCAGGGCAAACUGAUCACUGCCACCCGUGACAAUGAGCAUUCCGACCUUUUCUGGGCUCUGAGCGGUGGCGGAGGAGGAACGUACGGUGUUGUCUACGAGAUGACUUCCAAGGCGCAUCCUGGAACCCCAGUUUCCGGCCUGAAGCUCUCCUUCACAAACGCCAACAUCUCCCAAGACACGUUCUAUCACGCAAUCUCGAUUUUCCACACCAGCCUUCCAGCGCUCGUGGACGCAGGCGCUAUGAGCAUCUGGUACUAUACCAACACGAGCUUUGCUAUUUCUCCUUUGACCGGUCCCAAUAUCCCCAAAGAUGAGCUGGUAUCCCUGCUCAAGCCGUUCUUGAGAGGAUUGAAAAAGCUCGGUAUCCAAUAUACCAUGUCAUCCGCGCAAUACGACACAUACUACAGCGAGUUCAAGGGCGAACAAGGCGCGAUCGGAGUCGGCGAGGCCCAGUACGGCGGUUGGCUGAUCCCCCGAUCUGUUGUCGAAAACAACAACAAAGGUCUGACCCAGGCCUACCGUGAGAUCACCGAGAAUGGAGGUACCUUCAUUGGUGUGGGCUUGAAUGUGUCUCGCGAAGUGACCGGUGAUGUCUACAACUCGGUUCUUCCUGCCUGGAGAGAAGCCAUCAUCGCCACUACCCUGACAACGCCGUGGAAAUGGGGCAUCCAGAACGAGGAGGAGAUGAUUACCCUACAGCGCAAGAUGACCGACGUGUUCAUUCCGAAGCUCGAGGCUGUUGCGCCGCACUCAGGAGCCUAUAUGAACGAGGCUGACUUUCGCCAGCCAAAUUGGCAAAAAGCUUUCUACGGUCGCAACUAUCAUGCUUUGCGCCGUAUCAAGGCCAAGUAUGACCCGGCAGAUAUCUUCUACGGAAAAACCGCUGUCGGAUCCGACGAAUGGGCCGAGCGCCAGGAUGGCCGACUCUGCCGUCUCGAGUCAGGCGGAGGGAUGCCUCACACAAAAGCCAAUCAUCCUGAGCUACCAGAGAUGAUCGUGGACGGCAUUGGGGUAGGCACGAAGUAUCUGAUCGUGAUAUUUGAGAUCGAACGGAAACCGUCCCAGGAUAGAUCACAUGACAUCGUCACCGUGAUCCCCUCGUAG
Molecule: messenger RNA, 1851 nt
Organism: Penicillium argentinense
Lineage: Eukaryota; Fungi; Ascomycota; Eurotiomycetes; Eurotiales; Aspergillaceae
Product: FAD-dependent oxidoreductase
Exons: 3
Coding region: 1-1851 (616 amino acids)
Molecular function (GO): FAD binding; oxidoreductase activity
Source: RefSeq, a predicted model, not a curated record